AUGUAAAAGAGCAAUUCUUAUCAUAUAAAGACACCAAGGAAAUAUCGACAACCAAAUAUUAUAUCAUAAGAAUUAUUGUAAAAAUUAACUCAAACGAAACUAGAAAAUAGAUAAGAGAAAGAAUAUUUUGAUAAAAAUGCAUAAAUCAAUGAAGUCAAAAAAGUAAAAUAAAUUUCUAGAUCCAUUGAAGGAGGAUCUCAAAGUUAUAGAGAAAUAGUAUAAUAAAGCUUACAUCUUCUAAAUUUAAACAAGGAAGGUUUAGCAAAGGACUUCAGUUUGAAUAAAAAUUAAAAUGAUGAGAUCCAAAGCACAGAAAAAAAGUCAAGGCAUGUCAGUCAUGUUAGUUAAAUAUGGACGAAAAGGAAUAGAACUGAUAGCAAUUCCUUAACUCCAAGAAAGGUAGGCGUAAAUGAUUUUAUUCUAAAUGCAAAUGCUUUUUUAAAAGAAAAACAAUUGGAAAAUUAAUUAGACAGGCUGUCCUAUUAAAUAGUAUAACUUUAAAAUAAAUCUAAUAAGUUGGAAAUACAAAAUAGAAUGCUGUAUGCAAAUAUAUAGCAAUAUUAGUAAGAUUCUCAUCACCUAAAAGAACUCUCUUAUUCAAAAACUAGAUACAAUGAUUUUGAUGUAGUAACGCUAGGAAGAAAAUCUUAAUUACUUUAAAUAACUCUUUAAAGAGAAUGGUAAUGUAAACAAGAAAACACAAAAUUCCCUCCCAAAACUUCGACAGGCAGGUUUAUCAGCAUAUCUUGGUUUAAAAAUUUGAUUUAAUUAAUUCUUCGCCAAUUUAUAUAAAAUUCUUUAAUGCACAAAACUCAUGACUAACUUACACAAGAAAGUUAACAAGAUCUAUUUAAUGAAAAUACAAACUCAUCCUUGCUGGGAGUUAAAUCCUAUUAGUAGUACGCCUAUAGAUGGAUAAUUUUGAUAUGUUUCCUAGGUGUUGUAUUUAUAAAUGGUAUUGCAUAUCAAACAUUUAUUCCAAAUGCAAAAUAAUUUAUAGAAUUAUAUGAUGUAAGUGAGUAAAUAAUAACCUUAUCUGGAACAAUAUUUUUGAUAAUGUAACCUGUGUUUACAUUUUUUGCCUCAUCAUUCAUUGUUAAGAAAGGAUUCGCGCUAUCGUUAAAUUUUGGUGUUUUGUUAACAAUAAUUGGCUAUGGAAUAAGAUUAUUUAUAAAUAAAUUUUCAUUUUCAAUAGUUAUUUUAGGAUAGGCAUGUUUAGGGAUUUCAAGACCCUUUAUAUUGAAUGGCCAGAUCACUAUGGCAUAAAAUUGGUUUUAUCCCUCGAAUAGGACUGCUGUAUUAACAGCUUGCAAUGCAUUUUAAACAUUUUCAAUGAUCAUAAGUGUAAUAUGGCCAGCGAAUUGGAUUUUUCAAGAUUAUUCUUAUACAGAUGAGUUGAGAGAAAAAGGAUUGGAAUUGUCUUUGAAACUCUAAUACUAAUAGUUCUUCCUAAGUCUUGUUCUUAUCCCUGUAAUAUUUUUAAUUCGAAAUAACCCAGUGACUCCUCCCUCAGGAUUUAUAACUGCAGACAAUGAAGUUGGAGUUUCAGAGUCAAUCAAAAAAUUACUAAGAAAUGGAAAUUUCUUACUCAUUCUUUUAACGUAUAGUUUGUAUUUUGGAACUAUCAAGGGAUAUGGAUUGAAUGUGCCAUAUUUAAUGUCUCCUUUCGGAUUUAUUGAUACCAAUUAUUCAAUUGCUUCUUCAAUGCUAAUAAUUGGUGGGUUUAUAUCAGCAGGGAUGGUCUCUAAGGUUGUUUAAAAAUUUAAAAGGUAUAAGGCUAUAGGAAUAGUUUUGCUUUCAAUUUCCUUAGUCUUAUCAAUAUUGACAUAUCCUAUAAUGAUGACUAAGCAAUUCAUCCCUUUAUGCAUUUAAUAGUUAUUAUUAGGAUUUUUCUUAAUUCCUAUGGUUCCAGUUUUAAUGGAAUUUGGAUGUGAAGCCAUAUACCCAUUGAAUGGCAGUUUCUCUAUUGGACUUAUGGUCUCAGGGGCAACAAUAGCAGCUUUAUUGAGUAGCAUUCUAUUAACCUAUACUGCAAAGGGUAAAGAUAGUGACAAGUAAAGUGCAUUAAUAACUACUAUCAUAUGCUGCAGCAUAUUUUUAAUUGGAUAAAUAUUAUUUUUAUUCACAAAAGAAAUUGAAAACAGAACAAAUAGACAGGAAAAGGAAAACAAAAAUGUAUUAAAAUUAGACUCCUCUAAUACUAAUAAUAAGAAUCAUUAAACUUCAAUUAAUGAAUCGUUUGAUUCAUUUAACAACAAAAUCAAAGAUGAUUCUGCAAAAGAACAUUUGAUUAUUGAUUAAAAUGACUUUUUAAAUAAUGAUGAUGAGAUAAGUAGAAUUGACAAAAAAGAUUGAUGAAAAUAAUGAAUUUUAACAAAAUAUAUAAAUGAUUUAUAAUAUAUAUGGUUAAUAAUAUUUAGUCUCAUAGUAA
Molecule: messenger RNA, 2431 nt
Organism: Paramecium tetraurelia
Lineage: Eukaryota; Ciliophora; Oligohymenophorea; Peniculida; Parameciidae
Exons: 4
Biological process (GO): transmembrane transport
Cellular component (GO): membrane
Molecular function (GO): transmembrane transporter activity
Source: RefSeq, a predicted model, not a curated record